This is a messenger RNA of Trichosporon asahii var. asahii CBS 2479, 1929 nucleotides long. Its product is annotated as phosphoprotein phosphatase. Gene Ontology annotation, cellular component: spindle pole; centrosome; mitotic spindle. The transcript has 8 exons. The record is from RefSeq and is a predicted model, not a curated record. Gene Ontology annotation, biological process: positive regulation of cytokinesis; microtubule cytoskeleton organization; protein dephosphorylation. The coding region runs from base 1 to 1929 and encodes 642 amino acids. Gene Ontology annotation, molecular function: protein serine/threonine phosphatase activity; protein tyrosine/serine/threonine phosphatase activity. NCBI's taxonomy places the organism in Eukaryota, Fungi, Basidiomycota, Tremellomycetes, Trichosporonales, Trichosporonaceae.
AUGACCACCAGCGCCGAGCGCAGCGCUCGCCCAGAACGCUCCUCCGCCGGUCGCCAACUCCCCAAUCCUGUUGCCGAACUUUCGGAUCACUUCGUCUUCACGACCCUCACCCCAAAGGAGGCAAGCCAGGGCCCGUACGCCCAUCCCACAACCGGAAGGACUAUCGAGCUUUACACCCUCGAUGACAUCCUUGUCUACACUCCGUUCAAGAACGACUACGGACCACUCAAUCUGGCGUACACCUAUGAUGCGUGCGUCGCUCUGUACGAGAAGAUGAAGGAGAACAAGAGGCGGCCGGUCUGCCUGUACACGGGCCCAACGGCAGAGACCAAGACGAACCUGACGUUGAUGGCGGCACUCUACUGCCACAUCGACCCUUGGGAGGCUUUCCAGACCAUUGCGCACAUCGAGGUUAUUCCGUUCCGUGACGCAGGCAACGGCCCGAACGAGUUUGCUCUCAGCAUUCAGGCGUCUCAGAACAAGCUGCUCAUGCUGCGGGAGUUUGACGCCCAGGACUACCGGAACGGUGACCUGAAUGUCCUCGGUCCCUUCGUGGCGUUCGCUUCUCCCAUGGAUCCAGUCUGGAUCGCGCGAAACACACCCGAGGGUGAGAAGGCGCCGGAGUACACCAGUGGACAGAAGCGAAUGCUCGUCGGAGCCUUUGAGAAGGUCUUGAACAAGUUCGAAGACGAGGAGGUUGGCGUGGUCAUCCGCCUCAACGAUGAACUGUACAACAAGGAGCGGUUCCUCGAGAGGGGCUUCAAGCAUGACGAGAUUGUCCGCCAGUUCAUUUACCUUGUCGAGGAGUGGGUGUCGAGGGGCAAGAAGAUCGCUGUUCACUGCAAGGCCGGUCUGGGACGUACCGGAGUCCUCAUCGGAGCCUACCUGAUCUACAAGUACAACUUUACGGCCUCCGAGGUUAUCGGUUACAUGCGUGUUGUCCGCCCCGGAAUGGUCGCCGCCGUCGACGCGAUGCGCCGGCCCGCCGAGUCCCUCCCCACGCCGCCCCAGGAGUACGAGGACGUCUCGCUGCCGGAAGAGCAGGUCGAAGAGUCUCGGCCCCGGCGUCCUCUCACACCAGCCCGCAUGGUCCAGUCCGGCGGCACGACGAAGCAAGGCGAUGCGGUCGGACAACCGCGCAAAGGCCCUCAAGGCAAGAACACGACGAUCGAGCUCACCGUGGUGGCCGACGAACCCUCAUCAUGCUCUUCCAGAGCUGGCAAAGACCGAACCGAUGCUUCAGCUAGGGGAGUGAAGCGUGGCUCUACGCGCGCGCCUGUUGCGUCGACGGGUUCUCAGAGCGUUCGUGGUGAAACCCCCAACGGGGAUCUGACUGCUCAGCCGAUCCUCGCCCGCUCGCCCUCGAACGCCAGCUGCAGCUCGAGCAACUCCGAGAUCGACCAGCGUUCCCCCAAGCGCCGGCCUAGGGACUCGCCACUGUCCAAGUCUGGUCUGAGCUCGCCUCCGCCAAGUCGCGACUCUACGCCAUUCGGUGACGAGGAUAACAGCACGUUCCCGAUCGCCGAGCACGACGAGCCGCAAACGCCUCCGCAACAGAUGAAGAAGCUGGCCACCCAGCCGCUGACGCCGCCUUCGCCCUCCCUUAGCAAGGAACACGGACGUACGAUCCCCAGGCGGGGCACACUUCCGUUCGGCAAGGAGGAGAAGGCGUCGGCCACUUCAAGUGUGUCGGGAUCGACGGCGUCGGCCUCGGAGAACUCUGCAUUCUCGGACAGCAGCGAUCCCGUUGAGCCGAAGCCGCCUGCCCCCGCUGCCAUUUCGCCCCGCGUCAAGGUGUCCAGCCGGCGCUCGAACCCCACCCCGCGCUCGUGGACAACGCUGUCCCGCCUCGGCGGUGCUGUCUCCAGCAUGGUGACACCUGUCGCUAACUCUACCGACUGUGAGCUGCUUUUCAGCGACUUGAGCUGA